Osmia lignaria (orchard mason bee) is the source of this 1835-nucleotide messenger RNA. RefSeq lists its product as uncharacterized. Gene Ontology annotation, cellular component: mitochondrion. The record is from RefSeq and is a predicted model, not a curated record. NCBI's taxonomy places the organism in Eukaryota, Metazoa, Arthropoda, Insecta, Hymenoptera, Megachilidae.
UUGGAAUCAAUUUCAAAACAUUUAUAAUAAAACAAAAGCUAGACGUACACAUGACAUAAUAAAAUGACGUUUUAUGUAAAAUAACGAAACCGCAGUUUAAAAUGCUACUGACAAUUAAAUUUCAUAGGGUAGGUUCGUCCGAAAACGUUAUUCGCUGGCAAAUAAGAUGAAACCGAGUUGCGAUCAGUAUACGCUUGAUAUAAUUGCUCUGAAAAGGCCCACAACUUUGGACAAGCUUGUCGAAACAAUUCCUAAGCCCAAAGGUGCGAUUCCAAAUUUUGGUCUACCAAAAUGGAAGGUAAUGCCAUUGGAAUCAAAAAUUCCUAUGGUACCUGGACCAGAAGGAGCUUACAAUUUUACUCGUAGUAAAAUUGGACAUGGAUUAUGGACUCCAACAGCAAAUGCAGAGUUUAAUUUAAGCGAUCCAUACUGCUAUGAGAUGAAAAUGAGCUAUGACUCACUUCAUGACAAGCACUUGGUACCUUAUUUCUCUAGACCAAAGAAUCUUGAACAUUUGAUCAAAGCCGGUCUCGUUACCAAGGAUCUGGAUGCAAAAUGCUCUUUAAAGGAUUAUAAUAUGUACAGAAAAUAUUUGAGAAGAAUACACUGUGAUAACAUAAAGAAAGAAUUGGAGAAAAGAGAAAAAUGGUCUAUCGAAGAUAGGGCUAUUCAAUAUGCAGAAGAGCAAGGAAAGAAAGAAGUGAAAAAAUUAAAAGAAAGAGAAAGAUUAAUGGAGUUGAGGAAGGCAGUGAUCAGACAUCGUAAAAUGGCCGAAAAAUUGAAACUUCAAAAACAGAAAGAAAAGCAACAGAGAGCAGAAGAAAGGAUACGAUCAUUAAUUCAGAAAAAGAUAGAAGAUCAACGCUUACGACAUAUUAAAAGCGAAGCACGUGACGAGAUUAUUAAACAGAAGCUAAAAGCUGCUGCGGAUAUCAGACGACAAAAGAUAAUUCAAACUUUUCUAGACUGGAGAAGAAAGGAACGUAAACGUAAAAAAAUUAUACAAAUGCGAUUAGCACGCGAACGUGAAGAGAAACUGAAGAUAGUGGAGCAGAAAUGGGAGGAAAGACAAGAGUUUCAAAAGAAACAAAUAGAAAAGGAACAAUUUUUGUUACAAUGUGUAGAAGAUCAACGUAAAGAAUUUAUAGAAGCAUAUCAAGCAAAAAUAAGAAAGGAAACAGAAAGAAUGAAAAGGCUUUUAGAGGAUGUGAAAAUGUAUAUAAAAUGUUACUUCGCUAGACGUAGACCUGGAAGUAAAGAACGAAUUUGUUGCGAGAAAUAUUUUGAAGACGACGACGAGGAUAAAAGUGUAUCAUCUAAGUCAUACCCUGGUACUAAAUCUACUGCAAUGAAACAAAAAAAAGAUAGCAAAUCCACUGAACUUGGUAAAUCCUCUAAAACAACAUCAUCAUCAAAAAUAUCAGAAACAAAGAAAAAAAGAUUAAAAGCAAUAAAAGGUACAAGUCCAAAAGUAAAAGGGAGAAUGAUCAAAAGUACAAGUUCAAAGGCAAAAAAAGUUAAAAAACAAGCUGAAAAGGAAGGUUUAAAAGUAACAAAACAAAGAUCAUCUAAGGCUCAGAAAGGUACUAAAAAAAGAAAAGGAGGAAAAAGAAGAAGAAAGAAAAAAGGAAAAGCAGAAGAUGUUGACGAGCCAGAAGAAAAAGCUGAAAUGGAAGAAAUAGUACCAUCUGCAUCGACAUCUAAAACAGGAACUCCUGAAUCAGCUGCUUCUGAAUUUAGUGAUAAAUGCAGAUGCCAGAUAAUUAAAGAUGCUAGGAAAACGGAUGAAACUUAAAAACAUUUCAAAGUAAACUUAAGUAACAUUUCAACUUACA